ACCCACAUAUCCACCUUGCACACGACGGUGCUCCCAGGCAAUGUUCCUCAUGGCUCAUAUAGAGCCGAGAGCCGCCAUCACCCCGAAGUCCCCGCCUCGCGGCUCAAGAAACGCGAGCUCGAUCGCAAAGCACAGCGCGCGGCGCGAAAGCGCACUCAGGAUCGCAUCGUUCAACUUGAAGAGCUUGUCGCGCAUCUGUCCCGCAAUGACAUCAACGCCGAGGCGUCGCGCCUCAUGGAGCGAUUGCUACAGACGACGCAGGAGAGAGACAAGCUUAUGGGUGUUCUGUCAUCGCUUGGAGCGACGAUUCGGCAUCAUACAGAUACCUUCUCGGCUCAGUCGAAGGUCUCAUUGAGCUCCGUGGUCGGCGCCAUGGUAUCACCAAGUGACCUUCCUGAGGACGUUCAGCCUUCCGACCAGACGCACACUCUGGAAGAGGGGCCCGCAUCUCCCUUAAGUCGAAACGAGUACGUCACGCCCGGCACAUGUUUUCCGCCGCCACCAGCGAAUGCCAGUUGCGAGUUCGAUACUCCUGAGAAGCCCAUAAUCGCUGGCAAGCCUAUGAUGACGUCGUAUUCGAGACAUGUAGUUCAGAACCUCGAUGAGGUCAAACAAACUCCAAUCACGCUUCUGAGGAGCGACUCGGAACUCUCACAAGAGACCAACUCAUUCGGGAAUAGCUUCAUCAUUCCCCAAUCCCCACAACCUUGCCACUGCUCUACAGUCCUACGAGUCAACCAACGCAACCCCAACCCCAAUAUCUGGCGACUAGCCAAUCAUGCACUUGGCAGGCCUGUCAAGAUGUCGCCGCUAGCUAUAGAAGACGAAGAUCGCGCUAGCCAAGACACGCCCGUUCGAGCCAUCGUCGAAGGCUGGGAGAGCGUCGAGAGGGCGGGUAUGAUGACCGACUCAUGGCGGAAGCUGCGUAUUAUUGACGGUCUCUGCCUCUCCAAGUGCGGGCCCGGUGUCCGUGAGCGCUUUGUCUUCUCCCAACACCACUACUGUGCAAACAUAUUUUGGCAUCUCUUCGGAUCCAGCCUCACCAUCCUCUGGCAGUUCGGCUUCAACAAUUGCUUCAUGAAGGACACCGUCACCGGUCGAUUCCAACUCUCCCCCUUCUUCGAGGACCGUAUCAGGGACAUCAACUCCUGGACCAUGAACGUCGACUUUUUCGAUCAUUUCCCCGAGCUGUGCGAUGACAUUCCCAUAUAUGGCGGCAUCCCGCCAAAACUUGGUGCGCCAGACGUGAGUUGGACUAUGCCGUUGCGACACGAAGUGUGUGGAGACGGAGGAGGCCACACGAUUGAGCUGGAUGCGGAUGCAAAUAGUUCCCUGCUUAUUGUUCCGAGCUCAGCGAUGGGGGAUGCGGGGACUGUGCUCAUGUCGCAGAACCUAAAGCACAUCGCCGUGCCUGGCAGCCAAGGGUUGGCAUAUACGCAGCCAUCAAAUAUAGUGCCAUUGAAUAUGAUGCCGAGGAGUCCUGUGUCCAACGAGGCUACGCCCUCAGGACAGCACAACAACUUUGGUGGGCCAUGGCUCUACUCAUACUGCGAGGCUGGCAGUGCCAGCAUGGCUAUACCAGAGGCCAGCAACAGUCAUGCCGCAGUAGGAAUUACAGACCACCGUCCUCUAGGGGACGACUGCAUGGGUAGACUGCAGGAUGAGGAGCACCAUAGCGGGAGAAGAACGACAUGCGUAGAGGAUGUCUCCGCCUACCUAGGGCAGUAGGAGGAACGCACGUGGGGUUAGCUAUUUUGAUCUGUUGAGCACCUAGCAAAUGGAAUCGUUGGCACUUCG
This is a messenger RNA of Verticillium dahliae VdLs.17, 1797 nucleotides long. RefSeq lists its product as uncharacterized. The record is from RefSeq and is a predicted model, not a curated record. The coding region runs from base 235 to 1728 and encodes 497 amino acids. The transcript is spliced from 2 exons. Lineage: Eukaryota; Fungi; Ascomycota; Sordariomycetes; Glomerellales; Plectosphaerellaceae.